Rhinolophus ferrumequinum (greater horseshoe bat) is the source of this 746-nucleotide messenger RNA. It is a transcript of the gene SF3B5, whose product is annotated as splicing factor 3b subunit 5. Bases 130 to 390 code for a protein of 86 amino acids. Lineage: Eukaryota; Metazoa; Chordata; Mammalia; Chiroptera; Rhinolophidae. Gene Ontology annotation, biological process: mRNA splicing, via spliceosome. Gene Ontology annotation, cellular component: U2 snRNP; precatalytic spliceosome. The record is from RefSeq and is a predicted model, not a curated record. The transcript has a single exon.
CGUGGUGACGACAUUCGCCAGCGACGGCACCGGUCCGGAGGUUCAGCGGGGCGGCCCCUCACCGGUGUGAUUCUACUGCAGCUCCUCGUGUGUGUCCUCUGAUCCGAGAACAACCGGGAAAGCGGCGAAAUGACGGACCGCUACACCAUCCACAGCCAGCUGGAGCAUCUGCAGUCCAAGUACAUCGGCACGGGCCACGCCGACACCACCAAGUGGGAGUGGCUAGUGAACCAGCACCGCGACUCCUACUGCUCCUACAUGGGCCACUUCGACCUUCUCAACUACUUCGCCAUCGCGGAGAAUGAGAGCAAAGCACGAGUCCGCUUCAACUUGAUGGAGAAGAUGCUGCAGCCUUGCGGACCGCCAGCCGACAAGCCCGAGGAGAACUGAGACCCUCGCCUUGGCACCACGGUGCGGGAGCACGUCCCUCCCUGCGUUCUACCCGUUUGCCGUCUUUUCCCGCGUGCUCCUGCCCCAAGUGGACCGAUUAUCCCUGAAUCCUGCCCCUCGAGCUUCCUUUGUACAGAAGUGCUUACCCGGGGCAUCUCGCCUGACCUGCCUUCGUGUUGACGCUUCGGAACACAGCCCUGGGAGACCGUCGAGAUCCCUGAGAACUGUGACCGUGGAGAUCCUACAGCCAGCCGGGGCUAGGGGAGUGAGCCCUGGCGUGAGACGGAAUUUGGACGCUCGUUUUUGCCUAGUUGAUUGUCGUUGUUGCAUUUACCAUAAAGUUUAGAAAAUGUUCA